This is a messenger RNA of Salvelinus namaycush (lake trout), 7566 nucleotides long. Its product is annotated as host cell factor 1-like. Gene Ontology annotation, cellular component: histone methyltransferase complex. Bases 128 to 4975 code for a protein of 1615 amino acids. The transcript has 28 exons. The record is from RefSeq and is a predicted model, not a curated record. Lineage: Eukaryota; Metazoa; Chordata; Actinopteri; Salmoniformes; Salmonidae. Gene Ontology annotation, biological process: regulation of DNA-templated transcription; chromatin remodeling. Gene Ontology annotation, molecular function: transcription coactivator activity; protein binding.
GAAGAUGGCAGCUUCCAGGCAGGCAUGAGAGGGAAUACUUCUUCACAAAUCGAAUGAAUUUGGGCUAGUGAUUCAUGAGUAGACACCCAAAUCGUCUUAUUGGAAAUAGUACAUCGAAAGAAAGGACAUGACUGGUUCCAUGGUGUCUGGGACCACUGGUUCAACUUUACAGCCACGAUGGAAGCGGGUACUGGGAUGGUCUGGCCCUGUCCCUCGGCCCAGACAUGGUCACAGAGCCGUUGCUAUAAAGGAAUUGAUGGUUGUUUUUGGAGGAGGAAAUGAAGGAAUUGUGGAUGAGUUGCAUGUCUACAACACAGCAACAAACCAAUGGUUUAUCCCUGCGGUUCGUGGUGAUAUUCCCCCUGGAUGUGCUGCAUAUGGUUUUGUUUGUGAUGGCACCCGGCUUCUGGUGUUUGGUGGAAUGGUGGAAUAUGGAAAAUACAGCAAUGAUCUCUAUGAGCUACAGGCCAGUAGAUGGGAAUGGAAAAAGUUGAAAGCUAAGACUCCCAAAAACGGCCCACCUCCAUGUCCUCGACUUGGUCACAGUUUCUCGCUGGUGGGUAACAAGUGCUACUUGUUUGGAGGACUGGCUAAUGACAGCGAGGACCCCAAAAACAACAUCCCCAGAUACCUAAAUGAUCUGUACACCCUGGAGCUUCGUGCUGGCUCCAGUGUUGUGGGCUGGGAUAUACCAAUUACUUAUGGUGUUUUGCCGCCUCCUCGCGAGAGCCACACUGCCGUAGUGUACACAGAAAAGGACAGCAAGAAAUCUCGCCUGAUCAUCUAUGGAGGGAUGAGUGGCUGUCGUCUGGGAGAUCUAUGGACCCUUGACAUCGACACCCUGACCUGGACUAAGCCAUCAGUGAAUGGCACAGCACCUCUGCCCAGGAGUCUUCACUCUGCCACCACCAUCACAAACAAGAUGUUUGUGUUUGGGGGAUGGGUUCCCCUGGUUAUGGAUGAUGUGAAGGUGGCCACACAUGAGAAGGAAUGGAAGUGCACAAACACACUGGCCUGCCUAAAUCUCGACUCCAUGGCCUGGGAAUCAGUGGUGAUGGAUACUCUGGAGGACAAUAUCCCAAGGGCCCGGGCAGGACAUUGCUCUGUGGCCAUCAACUCUAGAUUGUAUGUCUGGAGUGGCCGUGACGGUUACCGUAAAGCAUGGAACAACCAAGUCUGCUGUAAAGACCUCUGGUACCUUGAAACAGAGAGGCCACACGCUCCCUCGAGAGUGCAGCUAGUCCGUGCCAACACCAACUCCCUGGAGGUAAGCUGGGGCGCUGUGUCCACCGCAGACACCUAUCUGCUGCAGCUACAAAAGUACGACAUUCCAGCUGCCACUGCUGUGACCUCGCAGGCCCUCAAUGCCGCCACCUCUCUGCAAGGGAACUUGCCUAAGAGCCCAGCCACAGCUGCUCCCUCUGCUCAGAACCUACCACACACAGCUAUCUUGAAGGUUGCAGCGCCUCCGUCUGGCACGGGUACCUCCCUUGUCACUGUGCGACCCAACCAGGCUGGGAAAUCCCCUGUCACUGUGACAUCACUUCUUCCAGGAGUUCGCAUGGUUGUUCCUGCUCAGACCGCCCAAGGAACACCAGUUGGCAGCAGCCCUCAGAUGAGUGGCAUGGCAGCUUUGGCUGCAGCUGCAGCAGCCACACAAAAGAUCCCACCCUCUUCAAGCACUGUACUCAACAUUCCAGCAGGUGCCACCCUUGUCAAAACCAUGGCUGUCUCCCCUGGCUCCACCACAGUCAAAAUGGCAUCUCCUCUCAUGGUUAGUAACCCAGCCACUCGCAUGCUGAAGACAGCUGCAGCUCAGUUGGGCAUAGCGACCGUAUCGUCACCCAACUCGCCCAACAGACCCAUCAUCACUGUGCACAAGUCGGGCACGGUUACCGUAGCCCAGCAACACCAGGUGGUUACCACCAUGGUGGGAGGAGUCACCAAGACCAUCACCCUGGUCAAGAGCCCCCUCACAAUGGGAGGCAGCGGCACUUUGCAGAUCUCCAACCUUGGCAAGAUGAUGUCUGUGGUACAAACCAAGCCAGUGCAGACAUCGGCUGUUACAGGCCAGGCUUCCACUAACCCUCUCACACAGCUCAUACAGACCAAGGGUUCUCUCCCUGCCGGCACCAUACUGAAGCUGGUGACCUCAGCGGACGGCAAGCCCACCACCAUCAUCACCACAUCCCAGGCGGGAGGAACAGGGAACAAACCGACCAUCCUGAACAUCAGCGGCAUGUCGCCCACCACAACCAAACAGGGCACCACCAUCAUCAAGACCAUCCCUAUGUCUGCUAUUAUGACCCAGCCUGGAGCAACAGUGACCAGCAGCACAGGGAAGACGCCCUAUACCAUCAUCACCACCAAGAUGAUGACCACUGGCACUCCAGGCAAAAUCAUCACUACCAUGCCCAAGCUUGGCACUGCAACUGGCCAGCAAGGGCUGACACAGGUGGUUUUGAAGGGAGCUCCGGGCCAACCUGGCACCAUUCUGCGCACUGUACCCAUGGGUGGAGUCCGACUCGUCACCCCGGUCACGAUGUCUUCUGUCAAGCCCAAUAUAACUACACUGGUCGUCAAGGGAACAACUGGUGUCACCACCCUGGGGACUGUCACAGGGACAGUCUCCUCCAGUCUGGCAGGGAGCAUUGUAGCCAGUGCCAAUGCUUCUCUGGCAACUCCAAUCACCACCCUGGGAACCAUCGCCACCCUGUCCAGUCAAGUUAUCAACCCCACUGCCAUCACUGUGUCAGCAGCCCAGACCAGUCUGACCACAGCUACUACCCUUUCCACUUCCACCAUGUCGGCAAACCAGCCAACCCAGGUGACUCUCAUCACCACCCCCAGCGGGGUUGAGGCCCAGCCAGUGCAGGACCUGCCUGUGUCCUUCCUGGCCUCCCCCACCUCUGAGCAGCCCUCUUCCACUGAGGUUGGGGAUGCCCCUGGCACUGUCACCAUGGUCUGCUCCAACCCCCCCUGUGAGACCCACGAAACAGGAACCACCAACACCGCAACCACAGCCUCCUCCGAUAUAGGUGGGGUGCAGAGGGUCUGCUCCAACCCCCCUUGUGAGACCCACGAGACGGGCACCACCAACACUGCAACGACUGCCUCCACUGACAUGGGCGGGGCAAUGAGGACGUCCAACUCUUCUUCCUCCGGAACCGCCACAGGCAACCAGGGACCAGAGAACCUGAGCACCGGCACCACAUUCACCCCCACCACGGCAUGCUCCAACAUGGGCUCAGCCCAGACCGGAACUGUGCAGAGUCCCAAGCCAGCCGUGGGCUCUACGGUGUGCUUAAACCCACCCUGCGAGACCCACGAAACUGGGACCACCAACACCCCGUCCCAGGCCAGCUCAAACAUGGCCGGGAACCAGACAGGGACGGUGCAGAGGGUGUGUUCCAACCCCCCCUGUGAAACCCACGAGACUGGCACCACCAACACGGCAACAACUGCCACAGCAGAUGGAGCAGACAGUGCCACCAGCAGUACAGAGACUCCUUCCACCACUGCAUCAGAAACAACCCCAGCCACCAUCCAGAGCAGAGCCAUCACUACUGUGACCCAGUCCACACCAGCCCCGGGGCCCUCAGUACCUUCCAUUUUGUCGAUCACUGAGGGUGCAGCAGGUUCCACAGAAGAGCCCAUGCAGACAGACGCGGCCACGGAGGGGGGAGAGACAGCUAUGGAGACUGGGCUGUCCCCAGAGCUGGCAGAGGGACAGAUGGGGACAGGUUUGUCUGCAGAGGAGCUAGCUGUGACCGCAGCGGUGGAGGCAGCGGCGCAGGCUGCAGCCACAGAGGAGGCCCAGGCCCUGGCCAUUCAGGCAGUCCUCCAGGCAGCACAGCAGGCAGUCAUGAACGAGGGUGAUUCUGGCUCGACCGGACAGCAGGCCAUCACAAUCCCCAUCGUCCUGACCCAGCAGGAGUUGGCAGCCUUGGUCCAGCAGCAGCACCAACUCCAGGAAGCCCAGGCUCAGGCCCAGGCCCAGGCUCAGGCCCAGCAGCAAGGAAACGCCCAGGCCCUACCCACUGAGGGCCUUGCCCCCGCAGACAGCCUCAACGACCCUGCGUCUGAGAGCAACGGGCACCCCAAGAUGGCUGCAGCUGUCUCCAGCGCUGUGGCAUCACUGCUGCCGCGCACAUCCACUGAGACCCUGGCCCCCUCAAGCACAUUGGCUGUUGCCAGUCCAGCCAAGCUGCAAGCUGCUGUAGCAGAGGUGGCCAAUGGCAUUGAGGGUGGGAAGCUAAACCCUCAACCAGCCCCUAUCAAGACUCUUGUCAAAAAAGAGAACCAGUGGUUUGACGUUGGCAUCGUCAAGGUGACAAACAUGGUGGUUACGCACUUCUUCAUCCCAGAGGACGAUUCUCAAGUAGAGGAUGACUCGGGCGCCAUCCCAGACUAUAACCAGAUGAAGAAAAUGGAGCUGCAGCCUGGCACAGCUUACAAGUUCCGUGUCGCUGGCAUCAACGCUUGUGGUCGUGGUUCCUUCUCAGAGAUAUCUGCUUUUAAGACUUGUUUACCAGGCUUCCCUGGAGCACCUUGUGCCAUCAAAAUCAGCAAGAGCCCAGAUGGUGCCCACCUCACCUGGGAGCCUCCCUCGGUGACAUCAGGGAAGAUCAUUGAGUACUCUGUGUACCUGGCCAUCCAGAGCACCCAGACAGCUGAGCCCAAGGCCUCCACCCCAGCCCAGCUGGCCUUCAUGCGGGUGUACUGUGGGCCCAACCCCUCCUGCUUGGUGCAGUCCUCCAGCCUCUCCAAUGCCCACAUAGACUACACCACCAAGCCCGCCAUCAUUUUCCGCAUAGCUGCGCGCAACGAGAAGGGCUACGGCCCUGCCACACAAGUCCGAUGGCUGCAAGAGUCCAGCAAAGAUGGAGCCUCGGCAAAACCUGCCCCAAAAAGACCAGUUUCCUCGCCUGAUGCUAAGGUUGCUGGUCAAAAGAAAGCAAGAACGGACCAGUGAGAUCACACAGAUGACACCCCCCGCUGUCCUUUUUGACCAGGAAGACUGAUCCCUCCAUCCUCAUCCUGACUUCACCCCAUCCUCAAGUUAACCUACAUCCAGCCAGCAACAUAAACAAAAUGGCAGCAGAAACCCUAGAUGGAAGUCAAUAAGAGAUAUGGUUCUGUAGGCAAGACCCCUUUUUCUAUUUGUCCCACUAUUUCUAGAGCAAUACAAAUUUAAAAAAGCACAUUAUAGCUUUUACUUCAUAAAUUUUUCCCCCCCUAGCUACUUUUAUUCUACAUCUUUUUGGCUACUUUCAGUAGUUGAGCAAUUGUAGAGAAACAUUAACAGCUUCGCAAGCUGUGAGCCUGCCUGAGCUUAAUGUUAUUUUUUUUGGUGGGGGAAGUGUAUAGAGACUACAUGAUCUGAUGUACAGUUUGAGGAUGUGCUGAACAGGAGGCAGUGGUGGUGUUUGUUCCUCCCAUCUAAACUAUCAAAAUGGGAAAACAAACAAAAGGGGUUAUUUUUCCCUCAAGGAGAAAUGUGCUUAAUUUAAGAAACCAAUCGAUUCAGAUAUCAUACUGGACUCCAGUCUCCUCGUAAUCUCAUCAGUGUGCUUUUCCCCUGAGAUGAGAACUGAGGGCUGAUGCUAUGAAGAGGACAACGAAUCGAAUGACGAAGGAAAACAUUUGUAGUGAGAGACCGACUUUUCUAGGACUGAAACUUGCAGCACACACACAUCUUGCAAACAUCUUCCCCAGAAAUUAGCAAACACUGAUGCAGAAGAUAUUUGUGUAGUUUAUUUUUGUAUUUUCUUAAGCUUUUCCUUGUCACUGUGCAUUUUUAAAACGUCAACUACUUUUUUUGUUUUGUUUACUAUUGUUCGUCUCCAUUGUUUUCAAGUGUUGGUGGGAAGACGGGUGGCAGUGCUGAAGUAGCCACUAUAUUUUUAAAUCCUGGUUCGAUCAGUUGUAUGCUGUAUCAGAGGGUAUGAAAAAUAAAGACUUUUGUAUUUGUUCUGACUAGGACCCCAGAUGUAAUAGGACUGAAGGGAAUUUGAAACAGACCCAGGGAGAGGAGUGCUUUUACUUUGUUUACUACAUCUUUCAAUGCUUGUAUCACUGUGUGUAUGCCAAACAUGGAAAAAUAAUGAAGAAAAAUCUGAGCAGUUCUCAUAUUCCUUCCCUCUUUCCCCGCACAUUUAUUUUAGAACAGGUGUCCCUAACUGGCGGCCCACGUUUAGCCCCCCCCCCCCGCCAAAAAAAAGAGUAUAUUUUUGUUGUUGGACAUAAUGCUGUAAAAACAUCAGGAAAUCAGCUCUAAGUGACUUUUAAUUUAGGGAAUCUGUUCCAAAGUAUUUCCAUGCAUAAUAGAGACGUGAUUGUAUACACAUGUAAGCAAGGUUUGAAAUUAUUGUUUUAGUCAUAUCUGGUUGGGCUUCUAUCGGUCAAUUUGCAGUCUACACAUUUUUUUGUAAUUAUAUUCCGGCCUCCCGACCAUCCACUCAAGAAAAAGUCAGCCUGCGGCUUAAUCGAGUUGGUGAUCCCUGUGUUAGACAGAAAAAUGAUAGCGGUAGAUUUUCUUUCCUUAUACUGUUAAGGAACCACCAAAUCCAAUUAAAAUUUCUUUUUUAGGCUCUUAUUUUAACAACUAUAGAGGUGAGGUGUGCAAGUUAAUUGUGAAAAGUAUACCUUUAAAUUGGGAUGUCUUGGUGGGAAGGAAGAAGCAUAGCCAGAGUUUGGACUCGCUUGUUAAUUAGUUCUUCCAGAGCAAGAAUAAAAUAACAUCUGGGCAUUUUUUUAUAAUUACCUGUACCAAAAUGUUUUUACAUGUUGGUCAUCUCUCAAUUGCCUUUUGUGUCUUGACUUGUAAAAAAAAAAAACUCCCUGAUUCAAUUGCUAUGACUUGCAUUUAUUAAACAGAUUUGCAAGUCUGAAACACAGCAAGGUUCAUUACUGAAACAUUUGUCUUCAGGAUAAAUCACAGAGUUUAUAAAGAGGGAAAUCUUGGAGUGGACAUGACUGUAUUCAGUAGUUGGUGAAAUAAAGAGUUUUCAGAAUGGAAAUGACCAGAGAAGAAGUGAAGUCAAGGGAGAAUGUGUUACCUCUUGAGAUUGUAGUACUUGCACCUUGGUUUAAUUUCUUCUCUGGGCAUCACCUUAGUCUCCAGAUAAUCCUGAUUUAUUUCUAUAGUGAAACCCCUGUUUCAUAUACAUCCAUGAUUUUGUACGUGUCAGUGUCUGUUGAGCAAAACUAGAGAUGCAUGCAACCAGUGUAUUUUAGUAGUAAUGCCUUAAAUUUGACCAUAAGCUGAAGGAUCUAAAAAAAACUAAAAAACAUUUAAUGAGUUUGUUCCUUUCCAUGUGGUAUACAAAUGUGUCCUUUUCUUCCACCAUACCUUCACCGGGUCACUAUUUUUGCACAGUGCCGAGGUCUAUCAGAACUUUACCUCCCACACUGGGGCAGGUGCUGGUCUUAGCACUGACACUUGUGUAUUUCUUCCGGCUGUUUGCAGGUUAUCUGGAAUUGUCCUGUAUUUUCCGAUGUGUGUUUUUUGUACUGUAGGGAGUAAUGUAUCUUUUAACAUCAAAAUAAACAUGUUAAACAUCA